AGCCCGUCUGCUUGAUGCUAACUAAACAUGAGCUCCUAUUUUGUUAACCCUCUUUUUUCAAAGUACAAAGGCGGCGAGUCACUGGAGCCAACUUACUACGACUGCAGGUUUCCACAAAGCGUUGCCCGCAGCCACACGCUGGUCUACGGACCCGGAGCAGCCGCACCGGGCUUUCAGCACCCGUCCCAUCAUGUGCAGGACUUUUUCCACCACGGGACCACGGGGAUCUCCAACCCCGGAUACCAACAAAACCCUUGCGCUUUGGCGUGCCACGGAGACGCAACGAAAUUUUAUGGAUAUGAAGCCCUUCCGAGGCAAACGCUUUAUGGUACCCAGCAAGACGCAAGCCUAGCGCAAUACCCAGACUGUAAAUCGUCGAGCAGCUCUAACCCCGGAGAAGGACAAGGCCACUUAAAUCAAAACUCCUCUCCCAGUCUUAUGUUUCCUUGGAUGAGACCCCACGCCCCAGGAAGACGGAAUGGCAGGCAAACCUACAGUCGCUACCAAACUCUUGAACUGGAGAAGGAGUUUCUCUUCAACCCUUACCUGACUCGCAAGAGAAGGAUCGAGGUGUCCCACGCUCUGAGUCUCACCGAACGGCAGGUGAAGAUCUGGUUUCAGAAUAGGAGGAUGAAAUGGAAAAAAGAGAACAACAAAGACAAGUUUCCGGGUCAGAGAGGAGAGACUGAAGCCGAGGCCGAGGCCGAGGAAGAGGGCAACGAGGACGGUGAAGGGGAAGAAGCAGAAGAGAAAGAAGCGGAAGAGAAAGAGGAGACCAAGGAGUGAUUUUAUGGUCCUUUUUAUGGUUAUAUGGCUAAAAAAAGAGAGGAAAAAAGAGAGGUCCCAUAAACAGACGAAGAGUCACAAGGA
Messenger RNA from Scomber scombrus (Atlantic mackerel), 870 nucleotides. It is a transcript of the gene hoxc8a, whose product is annotated as homeobox C8a. Lineage: Eukaryota; Metazoa; Chordata; Actinopteri; Scombriformes; Scombridae. The transcript has 2 exons. The record is from RefSeq and is a predicted model, not a curated record. The coding region runs from base 28 to 786 and encodes 252 amino acids. Gene Ontology annotation, cellular component: nucleus. Gene Ontology annotation, molecular function: DNA-binding transcription factor activity, RNA polymerase II-specific; RNA polymerase II transcription regulatory region sequence-specific DNA binding. Gene Ontology annotation, biological process: regulation of transcription by RNA polymerase II.